AUGUCCAUUCGUACAGCUCUCACAGCUGCGUGGGCAGCUCUUCACGCGGCCCAAUAUGGCUUCGCUAUCAGCAGUUUGAACGGCGUUCAAGGACCUCUAACAUGUGGUUUAGCAGGUUCAGGUGAAUCACAUCCCGUUGGGACUGGUCCAUUGAAAGAUUGCAUCCCAAUGGGCGUUCUCUCGCUGCGACCAAUAUCAAUCAUCACCUCGGCAGAAUCGGUACUCUUCGUCUAUCCGCCAUGGCCGUUCUUGUCGGUUCGAUGGUGGUGGGGCUUGCCAAUAACAUGGGAGUGA
Molecule: messenger RNA, 294 nt
Organism: Kwoniella shivajii
Lineage: Eukaryota; Fungi; Basidiomycota; Tremellomycetes; Tremellales; Cryptococcaceae
Exons: 2
Coding region: 1-294 (97 amino acids)
Source: RefSeq, a predicted model, not a curated record